CCUAAGGAAAUGUGUGGGAUCACGCUCGGUGUUUCCAAGUCGCCUGGGCAUUAUUGACAAACUAAUACCUUUGUGUGACGUUAGUUUGUGGUGCAAACCGAUUGUCCGACACAAUCACGGGUGUGGUGACCGACAAGUAAGGGGGGGAACAGGGGAAGCGACCGUCGUUAGGUCAAAAUGUCGAUUCAGUACGAGGUGGAACAGCUGGCUGACAGCUACGGGGUUGCAGACUCGUUCCCCAAAGAUUUCGAUUAUGGUGAAGAGGAGGCCGACAUCGAGGGCAGCCCGGCGCCGUCCGACAGCAAACCGAGGAUCCUACUCAUGGGGUUGAGAAGAAGUGGCAAAUCCUCGAUACAGAAGGUGGUGUUUCACAAAAUGUCUCCCAAUGAGACCUUGUUCCUGGAGAGCACCAACAAGAUCUACAAGGACGACAUCUCCAGCAGCUCCUUUGUCAACUUCCAGAUUUGGGACUUCCCGGGUCAGGUGGACUUCUUCGACCCCACCUUCGACUACGAGAUGAUCUUCAGAGGAACCGGGGCUUUGAUAUUUGUCAUUGAUGCUCAGGAUGAUUACGUGGAGGCCCUUGGCCGGCUUCACCUCACCGUGUCGCGAGCCUACCGAGUUAAUCCAGAGAUCAACUUCGAAGUGUUUAUCCACAAAGUGGACGGCCUGUCAGACGAUCACAAGAUCGAGACCCAGAGAGACAUCCAUCAGAGAGCCAAUGACGAUCUGGCAGACGCCAGCUUAGAAAAGCUGCAUCUCAGCUUUUACUUGACGAGUAUUUAUGACCACUCCAUCUUUGAGGCCUUCAGCAAAGUGGUGCAGAAGCUCAUCCCUCAGCUUCCCACUCUGGAGAACCUCCUAAAUAUCUUCAUUUCUAAUUCAGGGAUAGAGAAGGCCUUUCUGUUCGACGUGGUCAGUAAGAUCUACAUCGCCACAGACAGCUCUCCUGUCGACAUGCAGUCCUACGAACUGUGCUGUGAUAUGAUCGACGUGGUCAUUGACGUCUCCUGCAUCUACGGUCUGAGGGAGGACGGCAGCGGCAGUGCCUACGACAAGGAGUCCAUGGCCAUCAUCAAGCUCAACAACACCACUGUGCUCUACCUGAAAGAGGUCACUAAGUUCCUGGCCCUUGUCUGCAUCCUGCGAGAAGAAAGCUUCGAGCGCAAAGGAUUAAUAGACUACAACUUCCACUGUUUCCGGAAGGCCAUCCAUGAAGUAUUUGAGGUGGGCGUUUCCACCCAGCGUCCAAUGGGCUCUCAGGCGGUGGGCUCGCCCUGCACCAAGGUCGUCGCACUGAACGGCACGCCGCGCAACACUGUCUAGACUCUGAUGCAAAAUGAAAAAAUAAAAAGACGCAAAAAGGGGGUAGAGGAGAGGAAAGAUGGGGGAGCCUGUAGAAGGAGAGACUACUAAACUGUGGCUCACCAGCGCGCAAAUCACAAUCCCUUGCUCCCAGCACCUAAAGUACUGAGAGACGGCUUGAGCCAAGAGUGUGUGAGACAGCACUGGAGCACAGCGGGGUCAGGCUUCUCAAGCUAAGAUGGAAGGGAAAUUCAGGCAUUCGUCUCAGGCGAAUGCAAGGCACCGUGUUGGCUGUGAGGAAGUCAAGAGAGCAAAACUGCACCUGGACAGGAAAAGGCUCAGGAUCUUUCUCUGGAUUUCCUAUAGCGGUCAGAGGCUGUGAUAAUUAGCUGCUGGUCCCUCUAAAUGAACAAUGUGAGGAGGAGAAACAAACCCUUGUUGUGACCUCUUGCUAUGGACAAACUGUGAUGUCAGUUUUCAGGAAUCUGUCUUGUGAUGAACCCACCCCGACUACUUCUGUGCUGAUUAAAAAAAAAAAAAUGGUGGACGUGAACUGCUAGUCCUAACCCACACACGUUCAGAGAUGGCCUUAUGUAGAUAAAGCUUGUCUGCAGUGCAAGCUUUCUCUCACCACUGCUCACCUCACCCUACCUGAAUGCUGCCCAAAACUCGCUUUUUGGUUUCACUUGUGAACGGAAACAAGGUUUUGUUAGCAGACUGAAAAGGGAUUGUGCUGUCCAUCUAAGGUGUUCUUGUGAGUGUAUGCAGGUAUAUAUGUAUGUAUGUGUGUGUGUGUGUGUGUGUGUGUGUGUGUGUGUGUGUGUGUGAGUGUGUGAGUGUGUGAGUGUGUGAGUGAGUGAGUGAGUGAGUGAGUGUGUGUGUGUGUGUGUGUGUGUGUGUGUGUGUGUGUGUGUGUGUGUGUGUGUGAGUGUGAGUGUGAGUGUGUGUGUGUGUCAAUGGAAGGUUUUGAUUAGAUUCCAGACGGGGCUCUUUGUCUGUACUGUAGAAGGACCUUUUACAGAAAGCGUAUAUGUCCUUCUUCUGAAUAACAGCAGCUUAGCAUAAUAAACUCUUUUCAAUCAGUGAAAUUAACUUUUCUGUCUGUGCUCCACUGAAAAUCAAACUUUUGAUUGACUUUAUGGUGGGUUGUAAAAUGGGUUUGGCUGGGAAUUUGGAAAUGGUCUUUGGAAAAGCACUGCCACAACAAUUAAAUGAUUUAGAAACAACAAAACUGAUGAAAAUAUGUCAUUAUGUAAACACUAUUUUUUGGCAUUUAAGAAAGAAAUGUAUUAGGUCUGGUUGAGUUGCAGGACUGAUGGAGGGGCUAACACUCCAUAAUGGCUGUCCAGGACAUUAUGGGUGAUGAUGAUAUGAACUGGUUAAAAUUUGCAUGUUUUUCCACCUACAGUUUAAGUCCUGCCCGAAAUUAUUAACCCAUGUUUGUAUGCAGUUUGGCUCACUUAAGCAGGAUUCACAAGGAGAAAAUAGACCCAUUCCAAGCAUGCAUACAUCAGUGUGUUGUCAAUCUGUAUUGUUCUCAACCAUAACACUGCUCAUUGUAUUCAGAGGUGAGAAAAUUAAACUGAGAAAAUUAAACAGACAAAGGAGGAGAAAAAAAGACCAAAUUUCGUUACUUUUGCCAUUACAAUGACACAUAAGAUGUUCAUGCCUGCAUUUUCUGUUUGUUUAUAUGAGUUGUGACAUGUGGGAACUCUGGCUGCAUCUAAAGACCUGGAACCGGACUCAAGAAGCAGGAUUAGCAUGUCAUCUUGGUAACUUUGCUGAGUAACACGUUAAGUGUUCCAGAUUUGAAGGUGUUAACUCUGCAAAGUUAUUCAGGUAACUCGAUGAACUUGCUUCUUGAAAAUGGCCUAAGAUCUUCUCAACCUAGUCAUUAUCACUUGAAAAUAAACACUUGCACAUCAGAACUGUGAUGGACGAUUGAUUUGGUGUAUUGUGAUGCUAUACUAUGUGAAAUAAAAGAAAAUUUACAUUU
Messenger RNA from Chelmon rostratus (copperband butterflyfish), 3301 nucleotides. RefSeq names its product Ras-related GTP binding Ca (gene rragca). Gene Ontology annotation, biological process: regulation of autophagy; cellular response to starvation; positive regulation of TOR signaling. The transcript is spliced from 7 exons. The record is from RefSeq and is a predicted model, not a curated record. Lineage: Eukaryota; Metazoa; Chordata; Actinopteri; Chaetodontiformes; Chaetodontidae. Gene Ontology annotation, cellular component: lysosome; Gtr1-Gtr2 GTPase complex; nucleus. Gene Ontology annotation, molecular function: GTP binding; GTPase activity. Bases 178 to 1326 code for a protein of 382 amino acids.